AUUUUGGGAAGAUUCAUGUUUUGCUUCUCCUGCGCUGCCGUGACUGCGUAUAAGUACCAAUAAUAUUCGGAGUGAGGGAGACCGCGCUCCUAACGUUUCUGAUUUUAGCGCAACAAAAGGAUACUCCACGGAAGAGCCGUAGCCGACAACGUCUGUUUUUUUCCGUUGUUACGACUGAAAUCGUCUAUGUGUUGUGUGUGCGUGGCCUAGUGCACCACUCUAACAUCGCAUUAAUUACACCGAUUGUGGCCGUUGCAGGGUGUGUGGAGAUAGCAUUAACGACUGCUUUUGGACGGAUAGGGCUCGAUUAGUAUUCUGGCCAGGAAAGCGCCGCUCAGGCAGUUGGAACGCGGCACUUCUGUUCUGUUGGCGUCAGACAUUCUAAUGAGAGCACACAGAGCUCGGGUUCAAUCGGGGACACGAGCCGAGCGGGCUGCCAUGCAGAAGGAAACGGAACACGGCAACAGAACUGAGCUAUAGCCGCCGCACACAGUCUGCCUCUCCCGCAAUGUCUCGGUUAACUGCUCAUAACGAGCACGAUGUCGGUAUUAUCGAUUUGUUAUAAUUGUGAAUACGUGUCUGUUUAUGUAAUUGUUUAAUCAAAAUAUCAUGCGUUGUUUUUGGAAUAUUUUAAGAAGAAAAGCGUGGAUUGUGACGUUGAAUAUAACAGCAGCUCUAUUUAAUGUUAUCUGUGAAAUAAAUCCGUCCACAUUCGGUGAGCUGCAGCACCACGUCGCCCUGCAGCUCCGCCUCUCAAUUUAAACGGAUUGCUGGUUUCGUCUGCCCCCUGUCGUCCAGACGUAGCCUAUGAAGAUAUCUGUAUUCUGUUUGUAUUUCUGUUUGAGUAAAUCCAAAUCCAUGAUUAUCAUAUGCCCAUAUAUAGGUAAUUACAGAUCAAGGUCUGAUAGUGGAGUUGUCAUGAGAAUUUCUCACUCAGUAUCCAUGCAUGGAUGAUAGGCCUGUGCUUGCACAAUGAGGAACAGAAGUUUAUGGGUUUGAAAUAUCCAUCUGACAAUUAGAGAUAUUUAAACGGCAUGUUUACAAAUAAGUUCUAACACAAUUAAUUAUAAUAUGCCACAUGUAUAUUCCAUGUAUCAUAGCCGUUGGUGUAAUCAACCCACACCGUCACUCUCUUUAAAAUGUCCGGUAUUUUGCACCUAACUGCUUUAGGCACACGUGGGUCUAUUUUGGGGUUUCAAUCACGGGCUAGCAAAAUUGGGCCAAUCCACAGAUUUCCAAGCCGUGAGUUCUCAUCACUUGAAAUAUUCCUCCAAGUAAACUCACGUGAAUCAAGGUUUAAAAAAAUUAUUUUUUUAUUAUUAUUAUUUACAUGUAGCCUACUCACAUACAACAGCAGCUCUGUACGGGUGCCGUGCAGACAUGUGAGAGGCAUUUAGCAUCACGCAAGGGAAUGCUAUCAUUAGUUAUGGCCAUGGUCUUUGUAAGUCACUAUUCUAUUCUUAUUAUUGUUAGUUGUGGAUAGCCUGAUUUUUUUAGUUUUCAGAUGGUGUGUGGCCGCGUAGCUACUGACCGUCAAGUCAAACACGUUCUCUGUCACGACCGUGUCCCUUUUGUCUGACGGCCAAGUUCUGUUAUGGCACAAGCUAACACUGUUUAGCCGUUGUGGUAUGCGCAUUUAACCUAGUUAUUAAGCAUAGCUUUUCAAUUUUGGACAAUGUUCAACCAGGGUUGAGAAGAAUGAAUCGGAAUCUGCUGUAGUCUGGACACACAAAAGUUAAACGAGGUCAAAACAAGUUUCUCGUAAAACGGAGGAGUUAGAAGUAGCCUACUUUCGAAUCUGUCCUGACUGUAACAUUUCUCAAAUUUUAUUACUCUUUCAAGGAAUGUUGUUGUGUCACCUUUGCCCUCGCAGUGAGGAGGGGGGUGGACGCGGCACACUCAUGUUUAGGAAUGCUUGGGAAAUUUGUGACAGCGCUUGCCCACUCCCACCCCCUGUGUCCGACCACAGACGAGCUGCAGUCUCAGGCCAAGCUGGUCGCUUAAUAGGUGGCAGCACAGCGACAUGGUCUGUGGAGGGACGGAGGCAUGCAAGUCGGAAGCAACAGCGAUCUCCGCCGCUUCCUCCUGCGGCUCUGCCUCCUUGUCUUGCCACUUUUCCUGGUCCUGCAACUGCUGGUCGGACUGAAGGUUCCGAAUGCUCGCCGAGUCGGUUCCUCAGAAGAAUUUGGCUUUACCAUCAUUAGCAUCGCGAGUGGUCGUGGUGCCAUCUCGCCGGACAAGAGUUUCCAGGCAAGGGCCGCUGAGAGUGGGGGGCCGGAGUUGUGGGACGAGGAGGUGGGGCCAAGGACGGUCUCUGGCCCGAACGGGUAUGAGGAUGAAAACGAAAUGACCACACGGCAGGGGCGUGCUGGCCGGCAGGUGGAGCUACAGCCUUGGGCGGCUGGGCAGCCAUCAUUCACAGCAGAAGUGGAGCGAUUCAUCUCUUAUAUCACCACCCCGCAGGCGCACUGCACGCAGACGCUUGUUCCAGCUGACCCCCAGGGCGAGCGGACUUCAGAAGGCCUGUGGACUCUGUGUGUGGAGGGCUGGACUCUGCCAGCAGCAAAGCUGCAAUCAUGUGUUGCUUACUCCUUCAGUUUGGGACAAAAGGACGAGGCGUUUGUGAAGAGGAUGUUGUGGGCAGGGUGUGAGGUGCACCAGUUUGACCCAGGCAGGAGGCAGCUGCCUGCUCCCGGCCCGGUCCACCGCCACCACACCUGGCUGGAUUGGCGCAGCCCUCGUGACAGCCAGCAUGCAGCGCUCAGGGACGCCACGCCCAGAAAGCUUAGCGCCAUCAUGGAUGCACUGGGACAUGGCAAGGUCCAGUUCAUCAAUGCAGACCUGGAGAGUGCAGAAUGGAAAGUUCUGGAGAGCUGGGUCAUGGACGGCACCUUGGGUCGGAUCCAGCAGCUGGUUCUGACAGUACACCUGCAAUGGGCCGGUUUUGAGGUCGGGGGCAAUAAUGCAGAGGUGAUAAGGUUCUGGUACAGCGUGAUUCAGGCACUGCACAUGGCCGGGUUCCGCCUGCUGCACAGCUUCCAAGGACCGGGUCAGACCAUACUGGGGCAUACUCUGCCAGACAUGCACAGCACCUACACUCUAAGUUGGGUCAACACUAGGGCACACCACUAAGUCUUACUUUCUCCAAAAAAAAUAUUAAACAUCUUCAGGGAUCCAUACACGAAAUGCAACCGUGACAAGUUUUUGCCAGUGUUUUGUUGCAGCUCUGAAUUUCGUGAGCUUUCUCCUGUUAUGUCGCGGUUGUCGCAUCCCGGAACUGAACAUCAUGUACUGCAGAUUAAGUACCAGAGCCUAGCAGGAGCUACUGCCUCUAGUGCCAGUGGACGGUAUUGUCGUUACUUUGUCCUGCCCCACGUCCUAAGGGAGUGGAAUGUUUGAGACAUCGGAAUGUUUUGACCUCAUGUGGGAUCUGUGGCCGAUGAAGUGGAGACCGAGUUUUCAUACACGAGGAACUUUUUCGUGUCUAAUUCAAAAUGGUGUCAAAUAAUCGGUGGCCGUUUUUGAGCUGAAAAUUUGGAGGGGCAGACAACUUUCCUUUAAACUGAUCGUUGGUCUCGAACUGUUUUGAUUAAUCACUGUAUUGAUAAUGAAGAAAAAUGACAGAACAGGUUGAAAUCAAUAAUCAGUUUAAGGGUAAGUUUUCUGCCCCACCAAUUUUAAACUCACCACCGACCACUGAAAAUAAUCUCUUGGAAGUUUGAAUUGUUCCAAAUAUGUUUCUGAUUUUUGUACAUUUUGUAAAUGUGUGCCGUUUGUGAUGCCUAAAUAAAAAUCUGCCUUGGAAUGUUCGCAAAAAUGAA
This is a messenger RNA of Anguilla rostrata (American eel), 3821 nucleotides long. Its product is annotated as probable methyltransferase-like protein 24. The transcript is spliced from 5 exons. The record is from RefSeq and is a predicted model, not a curated record. Lineage: Eukaryota; Metazoa; Chordata; Actinopteri; Anguilliformes; Anguillidae. Bases 2047 to 3132 code for a protein of 361 amino acids.